UAAGCUUUUCUAUCCUCUCCUGUUUCAAUUAACUUGGAUACGCCCUACCAAUACUGAUGUCUAUAACUUCAGUGUCUUGAUAUAAUACAGUGUAUGAAGUGCGGGAAUGGCAAUUCAGAAGAUUACAGGUUUUGAGGCUCUUCCGAAGAAGACUUUCGGAGCUCGACGGCCCCAUCAGGAUGAGACUUCCAUACAGAAACACCACCCACCUACAACUAUCGAACAACAAAAUGAGAAGUUGGUACGACUUCUAGAAUGGGAGAAUCUCCCUCCUUGGAAACAGCGCGGUUGUGAGCACCUACGGACUGGAUAUCGACCGGAGUGCGCUUCAUUAUGGUCGUGCCUGCGUAGCUGGUUCUAUCUACACAAUGAGACAGUUAAUAUUUUCACCCACGUAAUCGGCGCGGUUAUUUUCCUAGCUUUACCCCUAUAUGUCUUUAGGACUGAGAUCCCACCACGUUAUAAAGUGGCGACUACGGCCGAUAUCCUAGUCUGCAGUAUAUACUUCCUGGGGGUCGGCGUCUGCUUCACACUCUCGACUAUGUUUCACACUUUUAUGUGUCAUAGCGAAGCCGCGUGCUCCCUUGGCGUCAAGCUGGAUUACCAAGGCAUCAUACUAUUGAUAUGGGGAGCAAAUAUAGCUCUUAUCUAUUACAGCAUGCCCUGCGACUUGGGAAGUAAGAUCGCCUAUUGGACCUUUAACACUAUCCUCGCUGGAAUCUGUUCGUAUGCGACGUUCCACCCGUCGAUAGGUGGAGCGCAAACGGGACGUGCGCGUGCUGUACUCUUUGCUACGUUUGGGUUUUGCGCGGUUGUCGCUCCGAACUUAAUUGGGCUAUUGAAACACGGGUUCGAUGAACAGAGUCGUCGGGUUGGGCUUAAUUGGAUAGCGGCUACGACUUUGUUCAAUGGCACGGGCGUAGUAGUAUAUGCUGCUAAGUUCCCGGAACGGUGGUAUCCUCGAGUGUUCGACAUAUUCGGUGCGAGUCAUCAGAUCAUGCAUGUGAUGGCAGUGUCGGCAGCCCUUGCAUUUGCGAAGGCUAUGUUGCAAGCCUUUGAUCUUCACCACCAAAAUCCCCGAGUAUGUACGGGGGACGCAUCUCAUUUAUAUCUAACGUAGAUCUGCCAUGCUGCCAUAUAUAAUGCUUAUGAGGCCAACCUAAAGUCCAGCCUCUUGUUCCCGACGUCUUGGUGGUCGGCAAGGUAGACCAGCUUUUCCUCAGGAGUCAUAGCAUCCCAUUCGCGCUCUCUCACGCGGUUCCUCCGGA
Daldinia loculata is the source of this 1268-nucleotide messenger RNA. RefSeq names its product hemolysin-III channel protein-like protein Izh2. Gene Ontology annotation, cellular component: membrane. NCBI's taxonomy places the organism in Eukaryota, Fungi, Ascomycota, Sordariomycetes, Xylariales, Hypoxylaceae. Bases 107 to 1120 code for a protein of 337 amino acids. Gene Ontology annotation, molecular function: signaling receptor activity. The transcript is spliced from 6 exons. The record is from RefSeq and is a predicted model, not a curated record.